Cryptosporidium ubiquitum is the source of this 4854-nucleotide messenger RNA. Its product is annotated as SANT domain-containing protein. Gene Ontology annotation, molecular function: DNA binding. The transcript has a single exon. Gene Ontology annotation, cellular component: replication fork protection complex. Bases 1 to 4854 code for a protein of 1617 amino acids. The record is from RefSeq and is a predicted model, not a curated record. Gene Ontology annotation, biological process: DNA repair; DNA replication checkpoint signaling; replication fork arrest. Lineage: Eukaryota; Apicomplexa; Conoidasida; Eucoccidiorida; Cryptosporidiidae.
AUGGAAGAAACUUAUAUUAAAGACAAGGAGUCCAUAGGAGUUGAAUUACUUCAUUAUAUUAAUUCUUUGAUAGAGCCUUUAGCUGAUGAGUCUAUUGAUAUUGUUAAAGUAAAUGAAUGUAAUGCUCAAAAUGAAUUAAAUUUUGAAGGAAGGAAGAGUAUAACUAAAGCAGAAAAAAAUAGUAAGCCAAACCAAACAUGGGUAGUUGGUGUUGACGCUAUUGAUGAUUUGAGGGAUAUAAUAAAGCUGAUAAAAAGAGAGAUUGAAGGAGGAGCAGAUUCUGAGAGAUAUGCAAUAACAAUGCUAUGUGAAUGGAAUGUAGUAAAUACAAAAUUAAUGCCACUAUGGAAUAUAUCAACUAACAAUAUUGAAAUACAAAGUUUGAUAAUUCAAGUUUUAUUUUGGUUAACAGUUGCUCCUGAUGAAAGUUGGAGAUCUUUUCAUUCAAAGUCAAUGAAAUGUAAGGCAUAUUUGAAGAAUAUGCAAAAAGUAAAGUUUUCAUUAUGCUCAAUUUCAUUUUGGAAAGAAAUUGUAAUAUUGUAUAGGAAGCUUAAGGAAGUUAUUCAAAACCAUGGUUUUUUGAAAGAAGACAAUGAAGACCUUAGGAAUAGAGAAGAACAGAUAGCCUUUUUGAAGGAUCAAGAUAAAGAACAGGGAGAAGAAGUCACCCAAAAAGGCCACGAGCAUGAAUCUAAGGAUUUGGUCGAUGAGCAGGACGAAACAGAUGAAAAUGAUCGGCAUAAAAUGCAAAGGUUAGAAAGGCUUGAGAUGAUCCGUAAUUUAAGAGAUGAAAUCAUUAUGAUUAAUGAAAAAGCUGAAAGGAGGCUUAAACAAUAUAAGAACAGAAUUGGGAUGAUUAAAGGGUUAUUGAUACAAACUUUAAAGAUUCAGGAUCAAGUAGUUACCGAGUCUUUAGCUAAUUUUGGAGUAAGGUCAGUACAUUUGCUCUUAGUUAGUAAUUUGGUUCAGAGUGGAAUACUUGAAAUUAUUCAAGAUGAUAGUGAAAGCUUAUUGAACGAUCUUAAAGGAGAAUAUGUUAUCGAUGAUUCUGAUGUUGUUGCUCCUUGGAGAAUAUUAGAGUAUAUUUAUGGUUUAAUAUGUAAUAUUCAACCCAUUGAUUUUGUUAAUGAACUUUUUGGGAUUAAGAGAAAUCUAACAGAAAAUGAAAUAUUAAAGAAUUCUUUGGUUGAAAAGAUGAAGUUAAUAAAAAAAAGUAGUUCAAGUGGUUUUACCUCCAACUCAUUGAUGAAUAGGCACUCAAGAUUUAACCCAGAAUUAGCCAGAAGAAGGAUCAAAGAAAACAAUGGCGGAACUACUGGCCAAGUAGUUAAUUCAAAACGUGUUUCUUCACAGAGGGUGAGUAAAUAUAGAUAUGAUUUUGAUAUAGAUGAAAUAUAUGAGUAUAUAGAUAUAUUUAUAGGAGCAAUGCAAUCGGCUGGAGGAACUCUUCAUUGUCUUGAGAUGUAUGGUUAUCCAACAAUAGAAGGAACAAUGGCAAAUUUUGAUGGUAAUAGAUCACAAAGUUAUGAUGAGACUGUGCAGAUAUUAGGGGAAUUUUUGGAGAAUUUUUUCAAGUUAAAGCUUCCUGCAUUAAUUGAAAAGAUAUUUAUUAUACUUAGAAGUGGUAGUGAAAAGCAUACAUUAUGGGAUAUUUCCAGAUUAAUCAGUUUAAUGACUUGGGUACUUGCUUAUAAAAGGACAGUUUUCUUUGAAGUUACAAAAAAUGAAAAAGAUAAACAGUUAAUCAAAGAAGAGUUAACUAGGUUGUUGAUGGAAACAAAAUACCUUUUGGACACAAAGGAAAAUAUGGCAAUCGAUUUCAUAUACUCUACGAUAAAGCUACAUGCUAGAGAGAGGCUAUUAAAGAAUAAAUCUCACAAAGUUGCUAGGAUAGCUAUUCGUUGUUUAAAUGAGCAAUUGAAAAUUAUACAUUUAGUAUCCAAUUCUGAAGAAGAAGCUAUCCGAGAUCUGGGCAUAUCUUUGAUUGCAUUUAUAAUUAGACUGGAUAUAAUGAAUUGUUUAUCUUGGAUAUUAAAGCACUACACAAAAACUUCUCAUCAUCCAGAAUUAUUCUUGUAUUCUAUUGAGGUAUCAAAUAGACUGAUCAAGUUAUUCAGUAAGCUUGGUGGGGAAACUUUAGUAAGUACUAGGAGGAGAAGAAGGGAUAAACCAACAGAUAUUAAAGAUUAUAAUGAUGAGGAAGAUUAUAACCUGGAUGAAAAUCUUUCUGGAUUUAAUGAAAACUACUAUACAGAAAAAACUAAGUUGAUGAGUUUAGAUGAGAUGAUGAGUGAUUAUUGUGAUGGAAGAGUGGUUUCAAAUUUAAUGCUUAUAGUUAAUAAUUACUCAACCAAUCAUUCAAAUAUUAAUUGGCACACUGCAAGGCUUGCUAGAAAAAUAAUUACAACUCGUCCUCAAGGUGAAGUAUCUAUUUUAAGAGAAGAUGGUCAACAAGAGCCUUUUAUGCAGUUAUUCUGUGGCUUAUUCUUUCAAUUAUCAUAUUUCAUAACUUUCACUCAGAUAUUGAGUGAUAAAAGUUUUCUCAAUUCUUCUAAAUCUGAUAAAGGAGCACAAGAUAUUGUCCUAUUGUCAAGACAUGUAAUACACCAAUUUUGGGAAAUAGCUAAAGUUAAUCAGUUUGUUUUUAUGGAGUUGUUAUUUUCAAAGAACUCUGCAAGGGGACUUGGACUAGCAGAUCCUGAAAGGCUCAAGUCCAUUUUUACUAAUUAUGAACAAGGGAUAGAUGCUGCUAUUGUUGAGAGAAUGGAAACAACAGGAAAUGAGGACGUAUUUGAAGCUAAAAGCUUUGUUAAGAAUAAAAUUAACAAAGAAAAACAAGCUGUAUCAAAUUGGAGCAAAGAAGAUGAUGAAGAAUUACUUGCACUAUAUACUCAGUUUGAAGAAAAUCCUAAAUGUAUUUCAAUUAUUGCAAGCUUAUUAACGGAUGUAAAAACUGAAAGAUCUGUUAAGAAAAGAUUACGUGAGUUAGGAAAGAUAUUAAUUCAAGAUGAUCUAAAAGACCAAGAUGAAGAGGAGAAUCGAACCCGGACAAUAAUUAAUGUUGAUUUGAUAUCUGGAAUUCUUGGACUUAGUAAUGCUUGCCCAGAAGAUAUUAUUGAGGAAGGACUCACCUUUGAUUCAAGUAUAGUAUUAAAGGAGUUACUUGAUUUAUUGCAAGAAUCUUUAUCAACAAAGGAAAUUUUUGGUGAUAAUCAAUUUGAGGAAAUCCCCAUAGAAAUUCCUUCAAGUUUACCAACUUCUUUAUUGGAUGAUCAAAAUUAUAAGUUGAUCAUGUCUUCUCUUGGAUUAAAGAAACCAGGAAAAGAUGAGAAUUUGUGGGUAGUUCCAAAAGAAUUAAGUAUAGAAGAGUAUAAUGGCACUAUUAAUUUGUUCAGGGAUUAUAUAGAAAAAGAUAUAUUUGAGUUAACAGAAAUGAUGAAUAGUAUCAGUAACUUUGUUUCAAAUAAUUGCCAGUCUGAGAUUAAAAAUAUAAAUUAUUCAAUUAAGAUUUUGAAGAAUACAAUACAGGAUUUUAUUGAAGAUUCUGAAUUAUCAGGAGAAAUUUCCCAUUUAAUUGAUCAACAAGUUCCUGUUGAAAAUGGUUUAUUACAUUUAAUUUCAAGUGAAUUAAAAGUAAUUAUAGAGAAAAACAAUCAUGCAAAUAAUUGGGAAAGAAUGGAAUUGGAUAAUAUAUGUUUGUGUUUAUCUCAACUAAGGCUAAAUAGUUUAGGUAUAAGAAAGCAAUUUGAGAAGAUUUACGAAUCAUUCACCAUGUCAAAAUUACUACAUUUGCUAGGUUUUAAAAAGUCAAGAAUUACUAAUGAUACUGACUUUUUGGUUCAUUUAGACAGAGGAAUAACAAAAGAUCAUCUUGAUUUAUCUGAAAGAGGAAAUAAUAACCAAGUUAGUUUAUUUGAUGAUGAAUUAGAUGAUCAUUUAAUUGGGAAUGAUUGUUUGAAUGACUCUUCUAUUAAAGUUUGGGUUCUUGAUUAUGAGAGGAUUACUCUUACUGAGUUUAAAGAGAGAAGUAAGUUAUUCAGAGAGUUGGUGAUUGAAAUGGCUGAUAUAAAGGCUAAUAUAAGUAAGGACUUGAAUAGGAAUAAUACUUUUUCAAAAAAGACUAUUUCAAAACUUUGUUUGGGGAUUUAUAAUUUCAGAAGAAAUACUCAAGAUUUGAAGAUUCCAAAUCGGAUUAUAGCUGUUUUGGAUAAAUAUUUAAUUCAACAGCAAGACCAGAAUGAUUAUGAUGAUGAUGACAAAUAUAUAGUUCAAAUAGAAAAAGAAGAUUUAAUUAAUGUUGAAGAGUAUAUUAAUCAGAUCAUGGAAUCUUUAAAAGGCCAAAAAGACAAUAAUUGCAAUUGGUCUAUUCGAAAUUGUAUUCUCUCUUACACUUAUGACAGAAUAAAGGAGCUUAGAGAGUUGUUAUUUAAGCUUAUUGGUUUGGAAAUGGCUGAAUUAAAAAUAUUUACAGAGAAAGUAAUAGGAAAGAAAAUUAAAGUUAAUAAAGAAAAUAUAAAAUCAAUGAAUCAAAGCAAUAAAAGAAGGAAAGUCAAAGUCUUUAUGGAUGAAAAGAAUGAAGAUGAGGUGGUGGACUCUGAUAGAAUUGAAUAUGAAAUUGAAGAUGAAAUUGAAGAUCAAGUUGAGGAUGGAAUUGAAGAUCAAAUUGAAAAUGAAGUUGAAGAUGGAAUCACUAAAUACAUAAUUGAUGAAAAUGACAAAAAGUGGAGAUAUGACUGGGAAAACCUUGAGAAGAAGAUGCUUAGUGUAGGAGAUGAGUGUUUAUUUAGUAAAGAAAAUGAAGAUUUUGGUAGGAUUGACAAGGUAUUAGAUGAAUUAUUUGGAGAAGAUGAAUAA